This is a messenger RNA of Sinocyclocheilus rhinocerous, 3054 nucleotides long. Its product is annotated as poly [ADP-ribose] polymerase 8-like. Gene Ontology annotation, molecular function: NAD+ poly-ADP-ribosyltransferase activity. NCBI's taxonomy places the organism in Eukaryota, Metazoa, Chordata, Actinopteri, Cypriniformes, Cyprinidae. The transcript is spliced from 25 exons. Bases 551 to 3028 code for a protein of 825 amino acids. The record is from RefSeq and is a predicted model, not a curated record.
UCCAAAGUGCUGGCCAGCAGCAAAGAGGGCGCGUGGGGAGAAAAACACGUCCAUGACAUCAUCCGCCUUGUUGUGAUUCCCCUUCCCACCGGGUUCAGCUCGUGGAUGCUAACACAGGAUUCCCACACUGAUUUGCCCCUUGGUGCAACUUCAGCUCAUCCGUUACGGUCUGAUGCUCUCGCCCGCGUUGGAUUUACUUUAAGACUUGCGAUAGCUUUUUUUUUUUUUCGCUCCGUGGUUUGGCUUUCGACAUCGCCAUUGUUGGGUUCAGCAGAGUUAUGAGGACGACUGAAAGAUGCUUCCGGUGUAAAAGUGAUAUCUUUUUUGAAGGCUGUCGCGAGGAAGAGCUCUCCGCUGUGCUCAUGCGAUCGAGGCUAUUGUUAGAAGAAAUGAAACGGUGUCGGUUGGCGUGACACACCUGAGAUUGUUACAGCAGACCUCCAAGCACGUAUUCCUGCUGUUCCCCAUAUCCAUCGUGCCUGCGAGCGGAAAGGAUUCGUUUGUUUCGCCGAAUAUUAGUUAGAGAAGCCAUUCUAGUGUGUGUUAUUUCAUGGGGAUGUGUUCAAGGCAAGAGAGGAUUCAAAAAGACGUCGACAUCGUAAUUCAAAGGUGUAAGGCAGAGAAAGACUGCCUGUUUUCUGACUUUCGAUUCUCCGACUCCACCUUCACCUUCACCUACUCAAAAGGACCUAAAAGGGUGUCCUACUCUGUUCACGUCUCCGAUGAUUAUCCAGAUAACACAUAUGUAUCUAACUCUGAAAACGAUGAUGAAGUGUUAGUCACCAGGGAUCCAAUACCAGUGAUUUUCCACAGAAUUGCAACAGAAAUACGCAAAAAUAAUGAUGCCACCAGCUGUCUGUCUAUUAAAUCAAAACUUCAAACUGACAAAAAUGCGUGCCAUUAUGCUAUAGAGGAGGAUUCAGAGGGUGACAAUGAUUCAGAGGAGUUCUACUAUGUUGGACAGGUAAGUUAUGAUGGAGAGCUUCACAAACACCCCCAGCUGGAGGCUGAUUUGGCAGCCGUGAGGGACUUAUAUGGCCAUCAUGCAGUAUCUCUCAGGGAAUAUGGUGCAAUUGAUGAUGUGGACAUCGACCUACACAUUGAUGUCUCUUUCCUAGAUGAGGAGAUUGCACUUGCCUGGGAUGUGAUCCGGAGUGAACCUGUUAUUGUGCGGCUUCACUGCUCCCUCACACAAUAUCUGAAUGGACCAGUUCCCACUGUCGAUGCGUUUCAAGUGUCUUCAAAAGACAGAUUUGGACUUGGACAUCAGUUGAAAAAGAUAAUGCAAACCUUUGUCACACAGCAGUGGAAGUGUCAGAGCAAACAUAAACUCAGCCCACACAGCAAAAAGCAAACAGAUAAGAAGGUGAAGUCUCCCCUGCACAUUUUUUCAACUCUACGCAGAUCCCCCAGCUACCCUCCUCCUGGCUGUGUGAAGAGCAAAAAGAAGCUCAAACCUGAGCAGGAUGGCGUGUCAAAGUCCCACCGUCUGUUACGGCGAACAUGCUCAAGCACGGUGAAGCCAGAAAUGGACGGCUGUGUCAGCAAGUCGCACAAGCUUCUGGGCCACUCUCUCUCCAGCGACCCGCGGAUGGAGCAACAUCAGCCCCUCAAGCAGCCCCACCAGCUGCUGCCGAGGCCCUGCUCGACUGCUGUUAAACCGGAGGACUGCCCGCCGCUGCGGCCUCAUAAACUGUCGCCGCGGUCGAGCAUGGCAGAGCCUCGCUGCGAACACGCUGCUGGCAGUAGCGAUGGCGAUGCUUUGAAGCCCCACCGGCUCCUGGGCCGCUCCUGCUCAGGCAGUGUGCGGACUGAAGAGCUGGAUGGCCUGAAGCACCACCAUCGUCUGCUCAGCAGGUCCUACUCCAGCAGCACCAAGAUGGGCAAAAGUGACAUCUUUAAAGAGCCUGUCACUGAGAGCAGACGCCUCUCCCUUACCUCAGGGCUAAUUGGCAUCCUGGCCCCAUCACUCUCUUCCACACCUCAGCCAAACAUCGGCGCCAAAUCCAUUCCAAUCAGAGACAGAGGCUUCCUUGUUCAGACUAUGGAGUAUGCAGAACAGCGUAUCCCUGUACUGAACGAGUUCUGUGUGGUCUGCGAUGAACCUCACGUGUUCCAAAAUGGACCAAUGCUCAGACCCACAGUGUGUGAGAGAGAGUUAUGUGUAUUCGCCUUCCAAACGUUAGGGGUCAUGAAUGAGGCUGCUGAUGAGAUUGCCACUGGUGCUCAGGUAGUAGACCUACUGGUCUCCAUGUGCCGAUCUGCGCUGGAGUCUCCAAGGAAAGUUGUCAUUUUUGAGCCAUAUCCCUCUGUGGUGGAUCCCAAUGACUCACAAGCACUUGCCUUCAACCCCAGGAAAAAGGACUAUGACCGAGUGAUGAGAGCACUUGACAGUAUCGCAUCUAUCAGAGAAAUGACCCAGGCUCCAUACCUGGAGAUAAAGAAACAAAUGGACAAGCAUGAUCCCCUGGCUCAUCCACUGCUGCAGUGGGUGAUUUCCAGUAACAGAUCACACAUAGUGAAGCUUCCUGUUACUAGACAACUGAAGUUCAUGCACACAUCCCAUCAGUUCCUCCUGCUCAGCAGUCCACCAGCCAAAGAAUCCAACCUCAGAGCUGCCAAAGGCCUCUUUGGGAGUACCUUUGCUUUCCAUGGAUCACACAUAGAAAACUGGCACUCCAUUUUGAGGAAUGGUUUAGUCGUGGCAUCAAACACGAGGCUUCAGCUCCAUGGCGCUAUCUAUGGGAGUGGAAUCUAUCUCAGUCCAUUAUCAAGCAUAUCCUUUGGCUACUCAGGGAUGAAUAAAAAACAGCAGAAAGUUGCUUCAAAAGAUGAAACCGCUGCCAACAAGUCCAAUAUUAAUUUGCAGUCACAGAAGAAAGGCCAGAACCCCCAGUUUCUGCAGAGCCGCAACCUUAAAUGCAUAGCCUUAUGUGAAGUUAUUACAUCUCCAGACCUGCACAAGCAUGGGGACAUCUGGGUAGUUCCAAAUACAGAUAAUGUCUGCACACGUUUUUUCUUUGUGUAAGUACAGUUAUGUCUAUCUCAGCAUAU